AUCCGUUUUGGCCACACCAGUAGACUUCCAUGAAUCUGGAAAAACUCAAAAUUGUUGAAAUUUAAAAAAUUAUCUGUUGUUCUGAGGACACCCACGUCUUCCUUUGGUUAUCAUCUAGCAACACCAACAUGCAUUUGAUGUGCGAGCGAUUGUCUGCGGUUUUUGCGGGCGUCCUAGUGGGUUUGUGGUACGGUAAGACCUUUUCCGAGGACGAAAAGCCCAAGGAGAAGGGCAAGGAGAAGAAGAAGUAGACCGACCCUCGCAGCUUCUUUCUA
Molecule: messenger RNA, 275 nt
Organism: Drosophila mauritiana
Lineage: Eukaryota; Metazoa; Arthropoda; Insecta; Diptera; Drosophilidae
Exons: 1
Coding region: 129-251 (40 amino acids)
Source: RefSeq, a predicted model, not a curated record